Messenger RNA from Schizosaccharomyces osmophilus, 1086 nucleotides. It is a transcript of the gene lnp1, whose product is annotated as lunapark Lnp1. NCBI's taxonomy places the organism in Eukaryota, Fungi, Ascomycota, Schizosaccharomycetes, Schizosaccharomycetales, Schizosaccharomycetaceae. Gene Ontology annotation, cellular component: endoplasmic reticulum tubular network. Bases 1 to 1086 code for a protein of 361 amino acids. The record is from RefSeq and is a predicted model, not a curated record. Gene Ontology annotation, biological process: endoplasmic reticulum tubular network organization. The transcript has 3 exons.
AUGUCAUGGCUAUUUAAAAAAAAGAAACAGGUAGACUUUGGGGGAGAAUUAGACCGAUUGGAAGAACGGUUAGAUGAAGUGCAAUACAAGAUUGAAACCUUGAAAGAAAAGAAAAAAAAUAUCCAGUUUCGAUACUCCGUCUUCUCUUUUCUAGUUUACACGAUAGCGGUUGCCUUGUAUGCCUACCGUUCGUCUCUUCUUGUCGGUCAUCCUAUAUUAUCGAUCUCUUUAUGGAUCCUCCUGUAUUUGAUGGGUGUUGGACUAUUAUAUUUCCUUCGACAUGGCAUAGCAUGGUUUUAUGAGCGACGGCUACGGACUGCGAAGUUGCGUCGACGAAAGUUUCAGGAAGAGAAACGCCAAUUACUGGAUGCCUUAAAAAGUCGAAAGGAAUAUUUUGAAACACAGGCCCUGUUGGAAAAAUAUGGCGAGCAGUCCCCGCGGUCGAGAAAACAGAACGUCGACUUUGGAAAACGUAAAGGAAAGGGUGGAUCUGGUGAACCAAGUGAAUUACCUCCUGGAAUCCUUCCAUCGUCGUUGAAUGAUGCGCAAUCUCAACAUUGGUACGAUAAAGUCUUGGAGGGUCUUGUGGGAGCAGAUGAAAGGGAAGAGAAAAACCGAGAAGCACUCAUUUGCCAGCAUUGCUAUAGACACAACGGGCUUGCUUCUGUUGGUGAACGAGCAAAAUUUGUUCGUUAUGUUUGCUUGUACUGCAAAACAUGGAAUGGCCCUUCUGUCGACUCGGAUCGCGCCUCGAUAAGUUCAUUGACACCAAGAAGAUCCAAGUCUACUUCAUCGUCAAGUAAGUUGUCUGAGUCUCUUCCUGUAGAUACAACACCCGUACCCGAAACAAAGCAUCAUCCUGGUGAUUUGCCUCUCCUAACGUCAGACAUUUCUCCUACGCCUAUCCCUUUUUCCGCGUUCUCUUAUAGGAAAAGUCUUGUGCCUCCUAGUCCUCCAACAUCAGCAGCUGCCAUGGGUGCUACCGACACGGAUUAUCCAGACGUUUCUGUUGAUAGUAUUUAUGACUCCUUUCAUACGGUAGCCAACGAUGCUCCUGGUGUACUCAGCCCUGUCCAAAAACAAUGA